UACACCGUGUGCAAAAUAUUACGUAUAGGUUUGAAAAAACGCGCAUAUAUUAAGGAUUAGCCAUGUUAGCAAAACAUUAACUACAGAUAAUAAAGGUGUAACACGUUUGUAACUGUUCAUGUUACAAAUCGAUGUGUUACAUGUUCAGUUGUAACUUGUAUCCACUGGUGUUUUCCGAGUAGAAUGAACUGAAGUCAUCACGCACAUGCGCAGUAGCAAACCGGAAGUUCUUUAAUGCUCUUAAAGCGGCACGGAGGACACAUUUCAGCAGAAAUGAUCGCUAAAGUGGUCGGUACAAAAUAUGUGUCCAUUGCCAAAACAUGGAUCCCCACUCUGGCCGUAUGGGGUUCAGUGGGAGGCGUAGCUCUGGUCCACUUCACAGACUGGAGAAUGAUUCUGGAUUAUGUUCCCUACAUUAGCGGCAAAUUCAAUAAUGACAAGUAGUGGAUAUCAGGUUGGUGUCGGUGUUACACAGAGACAUGAAUGCUUCUGCUUGGCGUCGUGUGUCCUGCAGGCCACUGGAGGGUGUCAUCUUCACCAUCAACAUCCAUGGAAAUGCACUGGACUUGUCAUUUCAAUGGUCGUCAACCAACAAAAAACAUGUAUAGAAGAAAUAUGAGAACACCGAUGACAAAUGGACUUUUUUUUUUUCCACUUCAUUUGGGGGUCAGGUAUUCAUUUUAUUCAUCAGUCUUCUGUGCGUCAAACCUGAUUCUUAAUUGAAAAACUCUGUUAUUGUUUUGAAGUAAAGUAUAUGAGAUGUAUCCUA
Messenger RNA from Gymnodraco acuticeps, 769 nucleotides. RefSeq names its product cytochrome b-c1 complex subunit 10-like. The record is from RefSeq and is a predicted model, not a curated record. Gene Ontology annotation, biological process: mitochondrial electron transport, ubiquinol to cytochrome c. The transcript has 3 exons. The coding region runs from base 235 to 444 and encodes 69 amino acids. NCBI's taxonomy places the organism in Eukaryota, Metazoa, Chordata, Actinopteri, Perciformes, Bathydraconidae. Gene Ontology annotation, cellular component: mitochondrial inner membrane.